Molecule: messenger RNA, 450 nt
Organism: Rattus rattus (black rat)
Lineage: Eukaryota; Metazoa; Chordata; Mammalia; Rodentia; Muridae
Product: zinc finger protein 431-like
Exons: 1
Biological process (GO): regulation of DNA-templated transcription
Source: RefSeq, a predicted model, not a curated record
AUGGGUGCACUGACCUGUGAUGAUUUACACAUAAACUUCACUCAGGAAGAGUGGGCCUUGCUGGACCCAUCUCAGCAGAGACUUUACAAAGAUGUGAUGCUGGAGACCUACAGGAACCUCACCGCUAUAGGAUACAAUUGGGAAGACCAUGAUAUUGAAGAACAUUUCCAAAGUGAUAGAAGACAUGGAAGGCAUGUAAGAAGUCAUGCUGGAGAGAAAUCAUAUGAAUAUACACAAUGUAAUAAGGCCUUCACAUGUCACAGUCAUCUUCAAAAGCGCAAAAGAAUUCAAACUGGAGAGAAAUCCUCUGAAGCACGUAGUAGUCUACAAAAACGUAAAAGAACAGAUACUGUUGACAGACUCUACAAAUGUAAUCAAUGUGAAAAAGCCUUUUCACGACAUAGCUAUGUUCAAAUACAUGAAAGAACACAUACUGGAGAGAAACCCUAU